UACGCUCUGAGCGUUGAUACCUCAAAAUGAACAGCGCCAUGAAAGCAGCGUUGAUAAGCUCGAAAGCCAGCUGCUUUCAUUUGAGGGCAGCCCUCUUUCAUUCUACUCCCGUCCUAGAACGUAAGAGACGCAAUUACUGGGAACCCAGAUCCAACAAUUACUCAAAAAGGUUCAGACAGCUGCAUGCAAAACAAACAUUAUUGCGGAAUGUUGGUGCUUACGCGGACUUCAUGUUUCAGAGUUGGCGGGAUGAGGAUGAAGAGGAUGACCCAUCUUCAAGUAGGGGCCCCUCAUGGUUUAGAAGGCAAUGCUCUGCUAAGGGUUCCAAAAGGGACUGGACCAACAAUCGAGGACCCAAGCAAUCAGGCAGAAGAGGUCACCAGUUCUGCGAAGAAGAUGAUGUUGAUGUUGAGACCAUUUUCCGAUCUGCAUUUGGUGGGAACCGAUUCUUCUAUUGGUCUUUCAUUAAUGAAGAGAAUUCUCAAUGGAGGAGCUCAUCAAACUAUAAUAACUUUGGGAGGUCCUGGAAUUGGAGAUAUCGGAAUGAAGAAACAUAUGAUUCUUCAUCUGAGUCUGAGAGUUCUGAGACAGAUAUGGCUUCAGACAGGCUGGCCCUUGGAUUGAGUGCUUCUGGCCCUCUACAACUUGAAGAUGUUAAAAAUGCAUAUAGAGUCUGUGCACUAAAAUGGCAUCCAGAUCGUCAUCAAGGCUCUUCCAAGCUGACUGGUGCUGACAGACUGACUGAUUUCUGGGCUUGAACAGGCUGUUGCAGAGGAAAAGUUCAAGCUUUGCAGCACUGCAUAUCAAUCUUUAUGUGAUAAGCUGGCCGUGAGUUAAGGAUGCUUUAGAGCGUGCUGCAUCCUAGCAGAUGCAACUUGCAGAUCGUAUUUUCAUCGAAUUCUGGAGUUAGAAGGUUUCUUUUUUCCCCUGAAGGAAAGAGUGUGGCAAUUGCCACUAUGGUUUCUCUCAAGGGGCAGCAUAAAUUCUCUGAAUUCCUUUUUUUUUUUUUUUUUCCGGGCAACUGGCCUGUUCUACCUGGGGCAUACUCUGAAAUAUCUAUGCAAUUAUGGUAUGAGCUUGUAGAUUCUCCUUUGCAUAGCCAGCAGUAUGGAGGCAAAGAUCUCUCCUUCUUCAUGCGCUGUAACUUGCAUGUCUGUUAAACUUGAAGGCAUAUACAAUUCAUUUAGGACAAGAAAGAUCAUAAUUUCAUGGUUAUGUUGA
Molecule: messenger RNA, 1221 nt
Organism: Juglans microcarpa x Juglans regia
Lineage: Eukaryota; Viridiplantae; Streptophyta; Magnoliopsida; Fagales; Juglandaceae
Exons: 6
Coding region: 27-758 (243 amino acids)
Source: RefSeq, a predicted model, not a curated record